Pyricularia oryzae 70-15 is the source of this 1520-nucleotide messenger RNA. RefSeq names its product F1F0 ATP synthase assembly protein Atp11. Gene Ontology annotation, biological process: mitochondrial proton-transporting ATP synthase complex assembly. The transcript is spliced from 2 exons. Bases 313 to 1350 code for a protein of 345 amino acids. The record is from RefSeq and is a predicted model, not a curated record. Gene Ontology annotation, cellular component: mitochondrion. Lineage: Eukaryota; Fungi; Ascomycota; Sordariomycetes; Magnaporthales; Pyriculariaceae.
AAGAGUGCAAUGCGGGAUUACGUUGGAAAUGAAACAAGCCAUCGAUCACUGUUUCAAUCAUGUUGGUACCACGUAGAUAGGUAGUUGUCUUCAAACUGGAAGUUCCGGCAGGAUCAAAGUGACCAAGCCUUGUCUCAAACAUCACGUGGUGAUAAAGAUUUUCUGCAAUGAUAGAAGGACCCCUGCAAUUGAACCAAUGACGGCAUCUGCAGGAACGAGAUAGCUCCCGUUGCAUUCUGCAGAAGGAUGGAGAUCAUUUUUGAGAUUCACUAACCGCACUUAGUCCGAUUCUCCUGAACCCCCGAAUUCACAAUGGCAGCAGCAGGGCUCAGCAGGGCUGCCGCCCCAAUGCUCCGGCAGUCCAUCAGCCGUUGCCGACCAUUACAACUCUUCAAGCAGCAGCGGCGAUGGGCAGAGGUGCAUGACAUCCGCUUCCUCACCACCACGCGCCCGCGUCAGAAUAUCGCAGAAAAGUACCGCGAGAAGCUUGACCGCAAGGCCAAGUCAGAAGGACUUACCGGAAUCGACGAGCUCAAGCAAGCUUAUGCCGAGAGGAUCAAGGAGCAGCGAAAAGCCGCCGCCGCCAUUGCACCGCCUGGCUUGGACAAGAUCCUGGCCGACGAACCUGCCGCCCGAGCUACUCAGACUGUCGAAUCGGGUGCGAACACGGCAGGCACACCUACAGAACAAAGCAGCAAUUCAUAUUCAAAACCGGAAACAACCCCGGCAAAGGACAGCAGUGGCUCACAAGUGAAGCCCCUCUCCGCAAUCGUCGACCUCCCCAAAGUCCGCCAACUCCCCGUCCCCGAACUGACCGAGAUCUGGCGGCUGCUGCACACAACGGACCCCAAGAGCCUGUGCGCCGUCGUCCCGGCGCCCACCUACAAGGCCAUGGAGGCGCUCGCCCGACAGCGGCCGCAGUUCGUCCUCCCCGUGCCGCACCCGGAGCAGGGGGCCGAGAUGCACUUUCUGCAGUGGACGUUCGACGCGGCCACGGGGACCAGCACGGUUCUGUUCACGCAGCUGGCCGAGUACAAGAACCGCGGCGAGUUUGCGCAGCCCCACACGACGGUCACGCACCACCCGGACCUGGCCGACGACAAGGGCGUCGUCCUCAUGCAGGGCAGCAUGGUCGACAACAGGGGGGUUAAGAUUGCGGACGCGCAGUGGCUCGUCAUGUGCCUGCAGCGCUUCUACGGCGGCUGGGACCCGGCAUUAUCCGCGGGCGGCAGCAGGCUGCAGAGCGAGGAGAGGGCCAAGGCCAGGCGGGAGCUGGUCGAGUGGUUUGGCACGGGGAAUGAGAACUUUAGCAUCGAAAAGCUGCUAGCGGAGGCCGAGAGGCUGGGUUGAGACGUUAGCCGUUGUGAGCCGAUCUGUGUGAUUGUUCCCCUGGACUAAUGGUGUACAAAACUUGUCUGUAGAAAUAGAAGAAGAAAAGUCUAUACAAAAAUGUAACAGGCUAAUUCUACCCCAUGGCUCGGGCUUAGGCCUCCAGGUUCGAUAUUCGUCCAAAGUCUGGU